AUGGGAAGUAAUACUGGUGCACUUAUUCUAGGGAUUGUUGGAGGAAUAUUUUGUGUAGUUACCAUUAUUCCUGGACUUAUUUUAUUAUGGAAAUUAUUUGUGAAACCAAAACUAUUCAAAAGUUCACCUCAAAAAUAUAGAGGAAAAAACACAUAUGCUAUUAUUACUGGAGCUGCUGGAGGAAUUGGAAAGGCAUUUGCUGAGAAAUUUGCUAAAGAAGGAUUUAAUUUAAUUGUUAUAGCAAGAAGAGAAGAAAUAUUAAAACAAAUGAAACAAGAAUUUGAAGAAAAAUAUCAAAUUAAUGUCAAAGUUAUUGCUAAUGAUCUUAUUUCCAUUGAUGAAAACAAUCAAUGGAACAAAAUUGAAAAUGAACUUAAAGGAAUUGAUAUUGGUGUAUUAGUAAAUAAUGUUGGAAUGUGUCAAUAUUUACCAGGUAAAUUUGGAGAUGUUGAUAUAAAAGAUAUUAAUAAUAUGGUUUCACUUAAUAUUAGAGUAUUAACAAUGUUAACUCAUAUAAUAAUCCCAAUGAUGCUUGAAAGAAAAGAACAUGGAUUAAUAAUUAAUAUGUCUUCAGCAACAUCUUCUGUUCCAUUUCCAAUGUUUCAAGUUUAUGCUGCAUCAAAAGCAUUUAUUAAACAAUUUAAUGAUUCAUUAUAUGCUGAAUAUAAAGGAAAAAUUGAUUGUAUUAGUUAUUGUCCAUGGUAUAUUAAAACUGAAAUGACAAAAAUAAGAGAAAGCUCUAUUUAUGUUUUAGAACCAGAAGAAUUUGUUGAAUAUUGUUUCUUAUUCUUUGGACAACAAAAUCAUAUUGAUCCAUAUUGGUUCCAUUAUUUGAUGGAUAUUGGUGCAUGGUUAUAUCCUACAGACACAUUUGGUAAUAUGAUUCUUUCUAUGCAAUCAUUUGUGAGACAACGACUAUUAUUAAAGCUUCAACAAAAAACAAAGAAUAAACCAGAAUAAUUCUAUUCUUUCUAGUUAUAAACAUUGUU
Entamoeba histolytica HM-1:IMSS is the source of this 989-nucleotide messenger RNA. RefSeq names its product b-keto acyl reductase, putative. Lineage: Eukaryota; Evosea; Mastigamoebida; Endamoebidae. The coding region runs from base 1 to 960 and encodes 319 amino acids. Gene Ontology annotation, cellular component: endoplasmic reticulum. Gene Ontology annotation, molecular function: oxidoreductase activity. The record is from RefSeq and is a predicted model, not a curated record. The transcript has a single exon.